Pseudo-nitzschia multistriata is the source of this 5814-nucleotide messenger RNA. Lineage: Eukaryota; Bacillariophyta; Bacillariophyceae; Bacillariales; Bacillariaceae. The record is from the annotation of a GenBank genome assembly.
GAGAUCAAGCUGUUGUUGAUUUGGCGUGUAGGGGAUACAAYAACAAAAUGCAAUGAAUGGAACAACAGCAASCAACGAUGGUAACAAGAAUACGAAUACGAAGUGGAAUCGGAAUCGGAACUGGAAUAGUGGCACGGGCAGCAGAGAUACGAGCACCACGGAUAURAUCCAAGGUGCUGGUAAGAACGAACAUUYGAUAGCGAUGAAAUGGGGAAAKAAGACGAAGGAUCGACGGCRGGUUGUGCGGAGGGUUGUCUCGUUUCCGAGGAGGAUGGUGGUCCUGACRUUCCUUCUCGCGGUGGCGCUUUGGCCGUGUCCCGCGARCCAGAACRGGGGCUCUCUCCUYCCCCURGCAAACGCGCUUCCGAGGCACGCGCAGGCAGCGACCGCUGCUACGAGGCCCACCGCAUCCGCUUCCAGAGAACCGCAAAYCGACRCAAYCCCGGCCAAAACCAAGCACCACCACCAGCCKGUCCACCACGUCGAGAUCGACUCUUUCCUGGUGCRCAGRAGGUUUCCCCUGAGGGUUGUUCUUCGCUCUGUCUGCCUCCUGCUCACGCUGUGGUCGGGAAUCGGCUGCUUCCGCACCAGCGGGGUUCCCUAUGCCCACACGGUCUGGCAGAUCGUCUACGGGGAGCAGCAGCAGCAGCUCCCACCCGGCAAGGUGUACAACCCCACCGCGAUGGACCGCCGGAUCGCGCAGAUGGUUCUAGCCUCCGAGGCAGAAGGAAGCGUCGUCCGCACCAUGCUCCCCCCGGUGGGCAUGCCGUCGGCGGGGCCGCUCCUGGCGCUGGUGGCAUCGAUUACGGCUUGGGUCUGCCUCGUCUGGCUCCUGCCCCUAUGGUCGACGGCGGCGAGGGUCCUGCUGGAUUACGAAGCCUACCAACCGAAYCGGGACUCUAGUGCUAGCGAGCGAUUCGUCCUGGUGCGUCGGUGUAGCCCCAACACGAGCGGCACCGCCCGCCGAACCAAAACAAAGAAUCACGGUCUCCUCGUGCUUCCCCUGCAGCAAUCCUCGCCAGUGAAAUCGAAAACGAAAGUGAAAUCGAAAACCAAACCAAAACAAUCAUCGCGGGAGCAACCAAAGAGCAAGAAGAARAAGAGGAAAUCAAAGAAAAAAAAGCAACGACACGAAAAGGAGGCCACUGGACCGGUUUCGUCGCAGGCGUGUUCAGGCUUCCUGGACGCCAACUACGGACACCCGUUCGAAACGUUCUUCGAGGUGGAUCACGGCCGGAUCUACUGCGAUACCGACACGGGGGAAUGUGUUCAUGGUGGACCCUCCCUCCAYGCUUCCCCUCUCCCAGAUCUCUCUUCGCURGCGGAAGAAGGGGGUAUCCCUGAUGGAAAGCGCUCCGYGGCGACGGACCGAUACCKCCCGUACAACGCCGUCAAGCUGGCCACUCCCACCCUGCGCGGAGCACUGGAAGAGCGCCUCUCCUCGCCRCUUGUCGUCGUCCAGCUGGCCGGAAAAUUCGUGUCGCUCCUCGAGGACGGAAUCAGGGCGAUCUUUUCGCUGGGUCUGACGCUGGUGCAACAUGCCUGGAACGCCAACGCCUCGAUCAAAUCGGCGGGGGAGCUCGCCGACGAGGUCCAAACCAAUCUGGAGAAGGGAUGUCCCGUGUUGAUAUGGAACCGGGCCAAACAGCGGUGGCUCGCUUCYGAUGCAGGAGACCUGCUCCCGGGGGACGUCUUCAAGAUGGCGGCGGAMCAGGGGGGAAGCGAUGGYGAAGACAAUGCCGCAAACAUCGACGGUAAGGAAACCAAUACGGAAAAGCACAAGCACAAGCAUGAAUGGAUCGUCCCAGUGGACGCCCUCGUGCUGAGUGGCCAGGCCCUUACGAACGAGGCCAUCUUGACGGGGGAAAGCGUGCCGCAGAUWAAAACUCCCAUUGAUUUUUUGGAAGAUGACGACGAAGAAACAGAAAGAACAAAACUUUGGCAAGAAGAACCAGCRACGAUGGGCACUGCCAGGCGAUUGGACUUGCACAAGGAUCGAUCCUCAAUCUUGUUUGCCGGUACCACCGUCUUCCACACGCUCGGUGGCAGACGCAAUCGUGGUGGUGGAGCAGUCGAGARCGGGCCCCUUGGACAAGCUUGCGUGGACACCACCGAUGCGAACCCCGGUGGCAUUACCUGCCUAGCGCUUCGCACGGGGACAUAUUCUUCAAAGGGAAACCUCCUCGAAGCGCUAAGGGGUAACAGCGCUACACACUCGGGUGCGAUUUCCAACGAACAAUCGGAGAAGGACGCCGUGCGCAUGAUUGUUUACCUGUCGCUCUGCGCAGCCCUGUCGUGCGGUUCCCUCCUCUUCCGAAACCAGGCGCGGGCCGUCAAGGUCUCGCCGUUUCGGAGAGUGAUCCAGUGCACGAGGAUUAUUCUAGUCAGCAUACCUUCRAACCUCCCUCUAGCCCUYGCAUCUGUGGCCAGGGGAUGCUCGGGGGUGCUCAGGGAAAGGGCGGACGUGGUGUGCUCCGAGCCGGGGUCUCUCCUGACAGCGGCCUCUGUGGACACRGUGGUCUUCGAUAAGGUGGGUUGCGUUUAUUUGUUUCAGUUUGAUGGGACUGGUUUUGGUUGWGAAUUYGAUAGUUUGGGAUGAACGUGUGUUUGAUUGCGAAUGGUGUAUUCUUUCAGUUGCGGAGGACGAAGGAAUCAUUGAUGCAAAGACGUGAUUUCUGCCUUUGUCUCACGCCCUCCAAAAACUUGACGCUGCUUGCCUCKURUMUCUAGACCGGAACACUGACAGCCGACACCCAGUCUUUGUCAAAAGUGGUAUCAAURCCAGGAUUGCCAGAAUCGGACCUCAACACCGAAUCKUUCCAAAGAUUUGUUCUUGCAGGAUGCCAUUCSCUAGUUCAAUUUCAAGAAGAUGGCAGGAGUUCUGUGGUGGGCGAUCCCCUUGACCAAGCGGCCCUCAGAUAUAGUCACUGGAGACACAACGAGACGCUCGGCUGUUAUGUACGGCACGGGGCUUUUAAUGACACUGUUUCAGAAGACRGUGUGUCUUCUUCAUCUAUUGGUUCACAACCGACACGCUUGUGGCAGAUUUGUAGUUUUCCGUUCGAUCCCAGCCGCAGGCUUUCAUCGGCUAUAGUCCUUUUACAACGAGACGACUCUAGUCUCCAGCUGUGGAAACUGACGAAGGGAUCCCCCGACACAAUGAUCACAUUGAUGGAAACAACCCUUGACUCGAAUAUCACAAAAUCUCAAUUCAGAAACCAAACUCAAGAACUCGAGAUGCAGGGCUACCGAAGCAUUGCUAUCGGAGCAGAAAACCUUGCUAACUCAACCAUUGCYCGCUUGCUGUUCCCAAACGGUUUGUCCAUCGAAGCCGAGUUUCUUGCACAAGCCAAGGCUAACGCAGAGGCACUGCAUAGAAAAGARGUCGAUGGAGUGCGUGGGCUGCAAUUUUGUGGCUUUUGUUGUUUCGAAGCUUCCAUACGGCGUAGCAGCAAGAGAGUUAUCAAGGAACUGCUUSGGGGAGGUCUGAAUUGCGUUAUGCUGACCGGAGAUUCUGUAGAUGCCGCCCUGAGUGUUGCAAGAAAAGUCGAGAUGUACAAAAAUAGAAAGAUUGCGGUGCUGGAACUCUUGGAGAACUCCACCACCGAAAAAGCYGAUGGACUUGUAUGGCGAAUACUGACCCUGAAAACAAAAAAAGAUGGAUCGUUCAAAAUACUGCGUCAUCGCACAAGAACGGAAAAAGUUACGGUAUCGUCGGUCAAGAAAUACACCGGGUCAAAGGCCAAAGGAAAGUUUUCGCUGGCAGCCCACGGUCGGGCUUUAGAAAUGAUUCUAUGCGGGAGACCAAAUAAAGUUGGUAAAAUGAUAACCAAACAACUCGACGCUUUCUCCGUCGUUGCGAGAGCCACUCCCGAGCUCAAAAAGCAGGUAAUCGAGACUUUAAAACAUGAUUGUGACAAGCGGGUCAUGAUGUGCGGUAAGUGUGCAACUUAGGCUGUUCAUUUAUUUGCUUAGAAUCUAGCUUUUCUUAUCUGCUUUUGCUUUURCCACAACUGACUCAGGUGAYGGAGUAAAUGAUGUUGCGGCUAUCCAAAGUGCAGAUGUCGCAGCUUCUUUGCUGACUGGCUUUGGUGCCGAAAAUAUUGAAUCUAACAUCGAUGUUGACGAUAAACGUCGCAUGAAAAGGCUUUCAAUGUUGAAUAUUGGAAGCAACAGAGCCACAAAUGUUGCGCAAGCAAGGAAGAAAGAAKCCAAUGAGAGGAUCCGAAAAGAGGUUGAAAAGUACCGUGAGGAGAUAAGGAAGCAGUCGUCGUCAAAAGAUACUAGCAAAAAGUCAGAGUUUGAUGAGCUGAAGGAGAUGAUUUCAGCAACGAUGCGAGCGGGCAGAAAUGAACAGCGUCGUGCGGAACAGCUAAGAAAGGGUGGUGGAGACGCGGCUCGUAUCCUUGCAGAAGAACGCCAAGGUCAAUUAUCAGCCGAAGGUGACGAAGUGCACGAUGAAAGCUUAGAACCACCACCGAUUAAACCCGGUGAAGCGUCUCUUGUGUCUUCUUUCUCUUGUCUUCACCCAAGUGUGGACGGUAUCGAUGCCAUUAUCAGGCAGGGCAUCGCCACUUCUGCGAGUGCUUUGGCAACGCAACAGGCGAUYGGACUGCAYUCGUUAAUGUCCUGCUUUCACUUGGCAACUCUUUACAGAGAUGGGUUUCGGUACGGCAAAUACAUGUGGGACGUGGAAAUGYUUUUUUAUCAGAUKUUAGAAACGGCACGGAAUAGGGCGUCAUGCRCUCCUCGACCGAGGCUUCCGGUUUCAGUGGUUGAUCGACCACCAACAUCGCUUUUCGAAUUUGGCAGUGUCUUCGAAACAAUCUCUCAGGCAGUCGUGCACAUAUCUUGCAUGGCAGUGAGUGUGAGAUACGCAAAACAUAUCGAACGCAUUGACAUCGACAAAKGCAACGAACGAAKAAUAGAACUGAAGAAUUUCCACGGAGCGCAAAGCACAAAGAUAGCAAARCUGAUGGACGCCCUCGCGAAACGAUCCCUAAUGGAUACGACCGAGGGAGAGAAAAAUCCAAAUCCAUUCUUCCAGCGGGCGCCAUUCCGUCCCAACUACGAAACAAACAUGGUUUUUAUCCUUUCCAUUCUUCAAAGCGCCAUUAGUGCGGUUGUAAGCCACAAGGGAAGCCCUUUCUACCAUGGAAUUUUGGAAAGCCGAGAUUUGUGCACAAUAGCAGGUGCUACGCUGAUAUUCGUCGUUGCGUGCAUUACUGGAAAACUGUCUUCGCUUGCCUCUCUCUUGGAAUUGAAGCCGCUACCAUCGAAGUGCAGUAAACUUGUCUUGCUUGGAAUUGUCUCGAUGAAUAUCGCUGCGUGCGUAUUCUGCCGAUACAUUAGUGAUCGCUUUCUUUUGUCGACAAUAGAAGAACAGCCGARCAGGGUGAAAGGCAUUGUAUCUGACGAGGAGAAUGCCGAGCAGUCAAAUAAUGCAGCUAUUUACGAAGAGAAAUUACUUCGUGAAGAAACUGAAACGAAUUGGAAAGGACUCAAACUUUUAGCUGCCAUUUUUUUCUAUCUAGUGGUAGAAGUCCUGGUGUCCUCYGAGUAAUAUAAGUUUUUUGAAAAAUUGUCCAAGCAACACAUACACACACAUCCAAACGUUGCACAAACCGCGGGGAUAUCACGAAAUUUGUAUUAAUUUUUCUUAGCAGGAAUAGUAUUAUGACUACUUUCUUUCUUUCCCAWAGGGUUGUCCUUGCUCACAUAUGUAUGAAAGGAGAAGCGAAGAAUAUWGCUGUCUCUCUUUUCGUCUACAUUGGACCGGACAUAGAGAAAUACCAAUAACGACAUUCCUAAUGU